Messenger RNA from Bombyx mandarina (wild silkworm), 1200 nucleotides. RefSeq lists its product as uncharacterized. NCBI's taxonomy places the organism in Eukaryota, Metazoa, Arthropoda, Insecta, Lepidoptera, Bombycidae. The record is from RefSeq and is a predicted model, not a curated record.
GGCUCAUGUCAACGUCGAGGCAGUCCAUCGGAGUCCGGCACGGCACUCGGACACGUAUACAAUAAAUAAUUAUGAGUGAUAUGAUUUUCCUUUGAGACUGACCCACACAUGACUCCGCACAGUGGUGACCCCGUGCCGUGUCGAUAAAUUAAAUAGUUACAAACAGUAAAAAUAAUAAUAAUAAUAUAAUACAAAAAAAAUGUCAUACGAAUCGGACAUUAAUAAAAGUGAAGUGGAGCAGAUUACGGUUACAUCGAGAAUAGCCGAGUUCUGGGAAGAUCAACCCAGGACGUGGUUCAUACAUGCAGAGUCAGUUCUUUUUAAUCAAAAAUUAUCGGACGACGCCAAGUACCAUCUCGUCAUUGCCAAACUGGGUAAAAACGUGGUCAGUCAAGUGACAGAUAUAUUAAUAAAGCCGCCGAAAGAAAAAAAAUAUGACACACUCAAGGCCAGACUUUUAGCAAUAUACGAGGAAUCGGAAAGCCGCCAGUUGCAGAAGCUCAUAGGGGAAAUGGAACUGGGCGAUCAGAAACCUUCGCAGCUGCUUCGUCGAAUGAAAGAUUUAGCCCGCGAUAAAAUCAGCGACGAAACCUUACUCCUUUUGUGGCAGAACCACCUACCAACCUCCGUCCGUGCAGUAUUAGUAGUGACGGAUAGCAAGGAUAUCAAUACCCUGGCUUCCGUAGCCGACAAGGUAAUGGAGACAACCAGGCCAAUCUCCAUAGGCGAGGUCAAUACGGCAGAUACAGCUACCUUAAUAUCGCAAAUAGCCAGAAUUAAUAUUCGCCUCGAUGAGAUCCAGUCGCAGAGGAAUGGCCAACGCAGAGAACGGUACAGAUACGGAUUCCGUGGGCGCUAUGCAAACAGAGCGCGAUCGAGUUCCCGUGGUCGCCGUAAUACGACACCCCAUCGCUCAGCAGCUCGUGACGAUUGGAUGUGCUUCUAUCACUACAGAUUCAAGGAGCAGGCGCAUAAAUGCGUGCCGCCGUGUGCGUGGGAGAAGAAGCAGAACCAGUCGGGAAACUAAAUGCCAUGCAGUCUGCGGCGGGGGACAGCUGCAUCGGAGCACGGGGGAGUGGUGUGCCGGCUCAUGUCAACGUCGAGGCAGUCCAUCGGAGUCCGGCACGGCACUCGGACACGUAUACAAUAAAUAAUUAUGAGUGAUAUGAUUUUCCUUUGAGACUGACCCACACAUAACUC